UAGCCACCAUACACAACCUUAUAUAGUGCUGAUUCCAAUAAAUUAUACUAUUUCCGAGUAGAGCGCACCAGUUAUAUUGACAGUGUGUUCAAUAUGGCGAACGAAAAUAUGUACGGGGCCAAGAGUAUAUCUAUUCUCGGUAGAAAGGACAUCUAUGUUGGUCAGGAUUUACUGCCUUUCAUUGCGAAAGAUGUGGUGCAAAAUGUGAAAGCCGGAAAGUACGUUAUUGUCACGGAUAAGAAUAUCGAACCUCUGUAUUUAGAAAAGGUUGUCAGCGAAUUCGCCGCCAACGGUGUAGAACUGCUAUCGUACAUUAUUCCCUCGGGGGAAGCGUCUAAAUGCCGCUCUGUAAAAGCUGAAAUAGAAGACUGGCUGCUCGAGCAACAAUGUUCCAGAGAUCUCUGCCUUCUGGCAUUAGGCGGUGGAGUUAUCGGCGAUCUCAUUGGAUACGUAGCCGCCACAUUCAUGCGAGGUGUCAAAUUCGUGCAGAUCCCAACGUCACUACUCGCUAUGGUCGACUCAUCGAUCGGCGGCAAAACGGGCAUAGACACGCCCCAUGGCAAGAACUUGGUGGGCGCCUUCCACCAGCCUGCGCGGGUGUAUCUCAACGUCAGUUUUCUGCUCACGCUGCCGAUGCGACAGAUUUGCAACGGUAUGGGAGAGGUUAUCAAGACCGCCGCGAUUUGGAGCAGCGACGAGUUCGAGUACUUAGAAAAAAGGUCAGAUGACAUUUUAAAUCUAGAUCUAGAUGCGUUGGAACAUAUCGUAACCCAAAGUGCGUCGGUCAAGGCAGAGGUAGUCACAGCGGAUGAGAAAGAGGGCGGCUUAAGGGGCUUGCUGAACUUUGGUCACACAAUAGGACAUGCCAUCGAGGCUCUAUGCCAGCCCGAGAUGCUGCACGGAGAGGCAGUUGCCAUUGGUAUGAUGCGGGAGGUAGAGGUGGCCAGGGCUCUGGGUAUACUUUCUCAGGCCAAUGUCAGUCGGCUGGCUCGGAUGCUGAAACUAUACCGUCUCCCCACAGUGAUGCCUCGACACUUGACUAUACCUGACUUGAUGAAAAAGAUGUCCGUCGACAAGAAGAAUACAAAUGGUGUGAAGCGACUUGUAUUGAUAAAAACAUUGGGCGAAGUUGAUGGUCGAGAACCCAAAUGUGUCGAUGAUUUGACACUUACGCGCGUCCUGUCGGAGUACGUGAGGGUGGUUCCGUCUGACAAAGCCAAUCAGAUAAACGCUACAGUACGUGUGCCCGGGUCAAAGUCAAUUUCAAACAGAGCGUUGCUGAUGACUUCACUCUCCGAAGGCCAGUGCGAUGUUUCCGGACUACUACACUCUGAUGAUACACAGGUUAUGGUCGACGCUCUCAAGAGCUUUGGCGUGGGCGUAAGCCAAUUGGAGAAUGGUGAGGUCAUGCGCAUCACUGGCAGUGGCGGUAAAUUCACAACCGCUGACGUUGAGAUUUACCUGGGGAAUGCCGGAACAGCGUCCCGUUUCCUAACAACAGCCGUCACUCUGUGCCCCGAAGGUGCAAUCACCACACUGACAGGCAAUGCUCGCAUGAAGGAGCGACCCAUUGGUCCAUUGGUGGAUGCGCUCAGAGCCAACGGAACACCCAUCGAGUACCUGGAGUCCGAGGGCUGUCUACCCUUGAAGAUCCCUGGUGGCGGCUUGAAUGGUGGUUUAAUUGAGCUUUCGGCUGCCGUCAGCAGUCAGUACGUGUCGUCCAUUCUCAUCUCGGCACCCUAUGCGAAGGAGCAGGUGUGCCUGUCGCUGGUGGGUGACGAGGUCAUAUCUCAGCCGUACAUUGACAUGACCAACCAGCUGCUCAAACAGUUUGGCGUAGAUGUCGAGCGGGAAGAUGGCACAGACAUCUAUAACAUCCAUACCACAACGCCCCAGAAUCCAGCCAAGUUCCUCGUGGAGGGUGAUGCGUCUAGUGCGACAUAUCCCUUAGCCAUUGCUGCUAUCACGGGGGGCACCGUCACCGUAGACAACGUUGGAUCCGACAGUCUGCAAGGUGACGCCAACUUCUGCAGCGUCCUGGAGAGUAUGGGUUGUACAGUGAAACAAACUGGCAGCACAACAACCGUCACGGGACCAGUACAUGGAACACACCUAAAGGCAGUGGACGUGGACAUGAUGACCAUGACAGAUGCCUUCAUGACAGCCGCCGUUCUGUGCAGUGUGAGCAGCGGUACUAGCAGGCUCACGGGCAUUGCAAAUCAGAGAGUUAAGGAAUGCGAUCGCUUGGCUGCUAUGGUCACCGAACUGGGCAAGCUGGGUGUUCAGGCGCGUGAGCUGGAGGAUGGGAUCGAAAUCGACGGCAACCCUGAUAUCAGCACAUGGACUCCUGCAAGCAUCCACUGCUACGAUGACCAUCGCAUUGCUAUGUCUUUCGGCGUCUUAGGCUGUAAAGUGCCUGGGAUCAGCAUCAGCGAAAAGUACUGCGUGGAGAAGACAUACCCUGCCUUCUGGGAUGAUCUACAAACCAUUCUGGGCCAGACUCUGGAGGUGCCCGAGACGUGCACACACAAAUCAACGGCAGCUCAUCUGUCCAACGCCUCGAUUAUCUUGAUUGGCUACAGGGGCGCUGGUAAGACUACAAUCGGCCGCGAGGCUGCGCGAGCAACGGGGCGUAAAUUUGUCGAUAUUGAUGAGCAUCUCGAAACCGUUCUUGGAACGACCCUAAAAGAGUUCAUCGAGGAGCAUGGGUGGGCGAAGUUCCGCACAGCCGAACAAACAGCACUGACAUCUAUACUCGGCGAUCACGCGUACUCCACUGAUUGGGUGAUUGCUUGCGGCGGCGGCAUUGUGGAAACCGAGAAAGCGUGCAAGACACUCGCAGCGCACCCCUUAGUCAUUCACAUCGAUCGAGACAUUGACGACAUCUGUGACUACUUGCUACAAGACAAGACGCGUCCGUCAUUCGCUCAACAUCCGAAAGAGGUUUAUCUGGAACGAAAAUCACGAUACGAGCAGUGCCGUUCCUACGUGUUCCCCAUUCUGAAGGGCGAAUCAAACUGGCCAGCGGUGGUGCAAGAUUUCCUGCGUCUCAUGCGCACCAUCAGCUCUCCUUCGCCUCUGGGCAAGACCACUGGGCAUCCCAGUUUCUUCUUGUCGCUGACAUUUGGUGAUGUGCGCGAGGCUAUUGCCAUUGGCCUGGAUGUCUUGGGUUCGGGCGUCAAUGCUCUCGAAUUGCGCGUUGAUUUACUGAAUAGCCAUGCACCGGAAUUUGUUACGGAGCAGGUAGCGCUUCUACGACGCCAUUCGCCUUUGCCGAUCGUCUACACUGUGCGAUCGGUAACGCAAGGCGGUGCCUUCUCGGGAUCUGAGGAAAAGCUUUUUUCGCUUCUCCACCUAGGUGUCAAGCUUGGCUGCGAAUAUGUUGAUUUCGAAACAAUCUGGUCAGGCGCGGUCCGCGAAAAUCUCCUCAAGAAUCGACAGGCGAGUGCUCUUGUUGCGUCGUUCCACGUGGCAGGAGAUGUCACGCCCUGGGAUACGAUACAGGAAGAGUUCAUCAAGGCGUACCAUGGGGGACGGGUUGACGUGGUCAAGGUCGUGGUGCGGGCAACUGAACUCGAUGAUGUGUACACGCUACGAAGCAUGCUGAGCAAACUCCCCUUCAGCGCAGAAGAUACGAACAUCAUUGCCCUGGCCAUGGGAAAGAACGGGACACUCUCGAGAGCAUUGAAUACGUUCCUCACUCCAGUCACACACAAGGCUUUGCCCUUGAUUGCGGCACCUGGACAACUGUGCGUGGAUGAGAUUCACACGCUGAGGACACUCAUCGGCAUGUUGCCCGCGCGUAAGUUCUAUCUGCUGGGCAGCCCAAUUUCAAAGUCGCCAUCACCGUUGAUACACAACACGGCAUUCGCUAAACUGGGCCUGUUGAGCAAGUACGCACUGCACGAAAGCGACGAUAUCAAGGUGGCGGUCAAGGUUUUUGAAGAGGCUGCAUUUGGAGGCUGCUCGGUGACCAUCCCCCACAAACAGGAUAUUAUGCCGUACUUGUCGGAGCUGAGCGAAUCUGCGAAGGCCAUUGGCGCUGUCAACACGGUUAUCAAAACUGAGGACGGAAAGUUGUUAGGAGAUAACACUGACUGGUUGGGCAUUAAAAAGUCUCUGUCGGCUUGCGCUGCGGCCCACUCAAUAGCUUUCCCGCCGAAAACGGCGUUGGUGCUUGGCGCCGGGGGCACGGCUCGUGCGGCGUGUUACACUCUGCGGCAGAUGGGAGUUGCGGAUGUGUACAUAUACAAUCGCUCUGCGUCCAAAGCAGUCACCUUAGCUGAUCAAUUUGGUGUUACCGCCGUUACUGAGCUGGCAGCAAUACCAGCGUCGAUACAGUGUGUUGUGAGUACGAUACCAGCCAGUGCGGAGAUUACGCUGCCCUCUGAAGUGCUACAGUCAGUGUCGAUUGUGCUCGAUGCGGCAUAUCUACCUCGCCGGACAGCUUUGUUGCGUCAGGCUGCUGACGCCGGUAUCGCCACUGUAGAAGGUGUUGAAAUGCUUCUGGAACAAGCCUUCUGCCAAUUUGAAUUAUGGAACGGAAUCCCUUGCGAUACCAAAGCCGUACGAUCAGCUUUGUAUGUUGCCUUGGAUGAGUCUUAAACACGGUGGACGAUGUAUGUCUACUGUAAUGGCUUUUGACUUCGGCAAUAUCUAUAUAUCAUGCAUGCACGUACUCCGAUUGGGCUGAUGCUGACAUUGGAAUGAAGGAACUGGAAUUCGUCCGUUGGUUUGGAUACCAGAACGUGUGCUCUUCUGACCUGUAUCUGUAUGUCAGCUACCUGAUGCGCGAAGGCUGCGGAUUUGUCCAGAAUUGGUCUCAUGCGAAUGAGGUUUACGAUCAGAGAGCCAGCUGGUCAUUAGAGCCGUCAAUAAAAAGAUUAAAACAUUACAA
Sphaeroforma arctica JP610 is the source of this 4897-nucleotide messenger RNA. RefSeq lists its product as hypothetical. Gene Ontology annotation, molecular function: shikimate kinase activity; 3-dehydroquinate dehydratase activity; shikimate 3-dehydrogenase (NADP+) activity. The record is from RefSeq and is a predicted model, not a curated record. The coding region runs from base 94 to 4605 and encodes 1503 amino acids. NCBI's taxonomy places the organism in Eukaryota, Ichthyosporea, Ichthyophonida. Gene Ontology annotation, biological process: aromatic amino acid biosynthetic process; chorismate biosynthetic process. Gene Ontology annotation, cellular component: cytoplasm. The transcript has 31 exons.